Gekko japonicus is the source of this 2934-nucleotide messenger RNA. RefSeq names its product receptor-interacting serine/threonine-protein kinase 2-like. Gene Ontology annotation, molecular function: ATP binding; protein kinase activity. The coding region runs from base 54 to 1751 and encodes 565 amino acids. The transcript has 12 exons. Gene Ontology annotation, biological process: regulation of apoptotic process; protein phosphorylation. Lineage: Eukaryota; Metazoa; Chordata; Lepidosauria; Squamata; Gekkonidae. The record is from RefSeq and is a predicted model, not a curated record.
UCUGUGGAUUCUUUGUUCGCGGCAGAGGGUUCUCCUUACUAAACGUUGCAAAAAUGUCCAGUCGGGUACCCAUCGUUUCCCCAGAAGACCUGGAGAGGAUCACUCUGACAAGGACAGGGUUUGGCUUCAUUAUCAAAGCUUUCCACACACCUCGGAAUGCUGAUGUUGUCCUGAAGCUGUUGACUUGCAAGAACGCAACAGACAGAGACUUGAAGGCACUGCUCGAAGAUGUAGCUGGCAUCCGACAUGUUCAUUGUGAAAGGCUCAUGCCUCCCAUUGGCAUCUACCAGUUCCAAGGACUCCUCGGGGUUGUUACUGAAUGGAUGCACAACGGAUCACUCCAUUCCCUCAUCCAUGAGCAUGAACUCUAUCCGGAUUUGCCUCUUCCUCUGUGCGUAAGGAUCCUGACAGAUGUGGCCGAAGGCCUCAGCCAUCUACACAGUUUGGAGCCUCCCAUCCUUCACCACAGCCUGAAACCUUCCAAUGUCCUCCUAGAUCUUGAUUACAGAGCUAAGAUAUCAGAUUACAGCCUCCCAACCUGGAGAAGGCAGCAGUUAAGAUCCGUCCUACAGAACUGCGACAACAGAAGCUGUUGGGAUUUGCUCUACCUGUCCCCUGAAAUUGUCCAGGGAGGCAGUUUCUCACGAGAAGGUGAUAUUUACAGCUUUGGAAUGAUGUGCUGGGAAACCCUAAGCAGACAGAAGCCAUUGGAAGGCAAGAAGACCUUGCUUGAAGCUGUGACUGGCAUCUGCAGGGGAAUGCGCCCUGGUGUUGAACCAGCGUUUAUUUCCAGUGGCCUGCCUCAUCGAAACAAACUGCUGCAGAUGGUUGCUCUGUGCUGGCACCAGGAACCCCAUUACAGGCCGCGUGCUGCAGAUUGCAUGGUGCUGCUACAGGAUGUUCUUGGUAUGUUUAGGAAGGAGACAAUUUCUGAUGCAAUUUACAAUUUGAUUCAUGCCAAGGACUGUGCAACAGAUGCUGCCAAAAGCCCAGCUUCUCAUGGGCUUGAAAUUGAUUUGCGCAACUUGGAGGCAGUCAGUCCCCAGUACAAAACCAGGUCCAUCAAAAAGACUACUUUAGAAGGACAGAGCUUGCCUGGUAUCCACCUUGAAAGUGACACAAACGGGCAAGAAAAAGAAGCAAAGCAGACACUGUUUGCUAGUGACACUCCUCCGAAUACAGCCUUGGAAAAAGAUCCUUCCUUGGUUCCGGUUUCUUGCUGCAGUGCAACGCUCGAACUAAGUUCUGCAGGUCCUCCAGCGUGUGGCAGCAGAGGAUUCGGCCCUCACCAUUCCUUACCCACUCUACUUACAUCAGAUCUGAGUGAGAAAGUCACCUUUCCCUUGCGCAGAAAAUCUGAGGGUUGGCAGCAGCCGCUGCCUGUGCCGGGAGCUGAUCGCAGCCCUUCCCACAGUAACUUUCCCUAUGCGUGGCCCGGAUGCCCAUUCCCAGAUCCAUGCUAUAAAGGAAACUGCUGCGCCAUCCUAGCCUGUGGGCGAGAAUCCAUCUUGAGCUUUAUGACGGAAGGGCGCCUGAACCAUAUCUUGGACGUCCUGCGCUCUCAGCAGAUCUUAUCCCGAAUGGACUAUGAAACAAUCACUUCGUUCCCCACUGUGACCAGCCGGUCGCGUGCUUUGCUGGACACUUGCCUCGGCCUUGGGGAGAAAGCCGCCCAAACUGUUGUGGCUAUUCUGUCCGCCAGCAAGUGCAGCCCUUUGGCAAGAGGCCUCUGGACCAAGACGGUGAAUUGAAUGGCUUUUAGCGCAGCAUGUUGUUCACAAAUGUCUCCGGAAGCGGUAACUUUGUGCUGGCACGGGUUCAUGUGUCUUUGUGACCUGCUGCACGGAUGAGAGUCUCGCACACUUCCGCUCAGUGACUUUAACCAAAGGAGAAUUGGAUUAAGAGAUCAAGUCACCCGCUGCCUGCACUCGUAACUAUCAGAGUCCUUUUUAAAAUAAUGAUGGAUCUUUGAGAUGUUGGAAUUAGAGCACAGCUGAAGUCUAGUCUUGGCUUUUAGCUUCCAACUUGGAGAGAAUGCAUUUUGGUGCUCUAGUUUUACAUACUGGGAGAGAGGAGAUUGUCAAGACUUAGCAAAUGAAGGGGAAAAGGCACCUAAGGCCAGGGUUGCCCUGUGGAGCGGUAACAAAGGACGCCUGCUGGGGUAAGCAAACUGUAAGGGCAAACGCAAGCCAGCCAUCACACCGGCAGGGCAUCCUGGUUCAAAUGAACUUUUGUUAAUUGUGGAGUUUCAAGGGGACUUUUGAGUAAUUACUGAGGUACUUGGUAGGGUGUCAUGAACAGCCUAUUACUUUCUGCACUUGUAAUUGAGGAUAGUGAAUUCUCAGAGAGGCUCUACUCUGCUGUAAUGGGCAUGUGAUGUCCAUCUGACGGAUAAAAUAGUGCUAAAUGUUUCUAAUGCGUCUGAUAGCAUUUAACGGGAGCAAUUAACAGCGGCAGCCCAGAGAAAAAUCUGAAGUCACAAGGGGAGGAUUGGUUGCUGAAACUAAGCAGGCAAGAGACCACUUGGGAGGCACGUGUGCUGCCUUGAACUCUUGGGAGGAAGGCAGGGUGUAAAACUAUAAUCAAUAUGUAUUGGGAUUUGUCUUCAAACCCUUAAAGAAAAAAGCCCUUGUUCUUCCUCCCUUCAACUUUCCCUGUGAAAUGCAUCAGUCUCUGCCAGGGAUGGCUCUCCAGAAUUGAGAGUUAGCAAGGGAUAUAAGUAACUUAAAAUUUCUUACCAGUACCAUAUGUUUUUUGAGAGACCUUGAACCAGAAGAUGGGAGACACCACUUUGGCUGUUUUAUUACUAGUAUACAUGUACUGGCCUGAGCCAGACUUCUUUCAUCCAUGCACACAGCACAAAACUCUGGAUAGAGGGACUGUGGCUCAGUGACAGAGCAUCUGCUUGGCAGGCAGAAAAUCCCAGGUUCAAUU